AUGCGUAAGAGAACUGAAGCGCAGCCCCCUUCUCUCCCCGAUUUAACUAGAGAAGCUGCGGGCAGCGUAUCAAACAUCAAUAAUUCCUCAAAGGGAUCUUCAUCAGUGAAUAAUUUUAAGGAUAUUUCCGUUAAUGGUGAAGAUAGUAGCCUUAGUGAUCAGCGUCUUCGCUCGCUCUUCGGAGUUCAAAAUGGUCUUUUGGCGGAUGUCGUCCACGUGCUUCUCGAAUAUGCACAUCUCAUCCUGGGACCCCAGUUUUCCUCUCUCGCUCAGCUUGCCCAAUAUCUCGUAAUCAAUCGCUAUGUCAAUUCGAGAUCGAAGCAUGCUUUUGCCCUAAUUGCAUUUGCCGAAAAUCAGUCUAGCUCGCCUUCCAUUCCUUCUACUCAUGACCUUGCCUCUUCUCUCUUUGAUGUUCUCCAACGCGGUGGAAAGUCCCAGACUAGUGGAAAUAGCGAUAAUAUUGGUUCCCUUCCACUCCUGCCAAAUCCUGAAGUACGAACUCGAACCCAGAUUGUUUCCAAGAUAAGUGGACAAUCAAACACUCCUAACUCAACUAUCCCAUACUCAUCUGGAACGCCCGAUCGGCUUUCUCAGACUUCCAAUUCAACAAGGACUUCCACCCCCAAGGCCUCUGAUGCUCAAACCUUUCAUGGUUCUCCUCUCACUACAUGUAAUAAUGCACUUGGCAAAGUUAAUCCAGUUUCUAAUCCUACUGUCGAUCCAGUUGUACCUCAUAUGAUAAAUACGUCUUCACAUAAUCCAGUUGAGAGUACAUAUUCAGGUACUUCAGCUGUCACAGCUGCUGCUGUUGCCGCAAGUGUUUUAACUGGCUACUCAGCAGCGCUGGCUGGCUAUCCUGGAUAUUACCCCACUCAGUCUCCAUAUUCCAAGCAGUCUACUAAUUCAGCCCAAAUCAGAUCUCAGAUGCCUCCAUCAUCUGAGACCGAAAAUGCUCAAGACUCCUCCGCAGCAGUCGCAUUGGCUGCCGCAGCCUAUGCUGUUCAUCAACAUCAGCUUACUAGCACAAACUCUAACGCUCCUAAUGCGCCCUUGGCUAGCCCUAUGAUUGCCUAUAAUCGGACUCAGCAAUCGUUUACUCGUCAAAUCAGUCCAGUUAAUGCUGGCAAGACCUCAACUUUGGCCACCACUUUUCAUUCUUAUUCUGGAGAAAGUAGUGCAAGCUUGGGCCAUCGCUAUAACGCAACACUUAGUCCCAUUUCGGUCGGACAACAGACUUUCGGAUCUUAUACCGCACCACUUUCUGCCCACUCUGUUUUGCAUCCUAAUUUUCCGUCUGCCGGUACGCUCUCUUCUAGUCCUCGUUUGGCAUCGCCCGUAGACUAUUGUAUUCCUGCUCCGGCUCACCCACCUCUUGGGGCAGGGCUUGGAUCUGCAAUGAGCCCUUACACACCUGCUAGGGGAGCACAGACGAGUGCUAUUUCCAGUGUCGAUGUCACUUCAUCAACAAAACGGUUUACCCCUCCUCCAAUCGAUGCACCUGGAGCCUAUGAACCAUCGCCUCGGUUUCAUUUAGGUGGUUCGAGUCCAAAUAAACGGCCUCGCUAUUUUCAUGGGCAUCCAGCCUCAGUAUCAACUGCUCAAAACAUAGAUAUAUACGAUCUACCUGUCCCCACUUCCAGCUUUACGACAAAAUCAAAUGCAAUUUCGGUCUCGUCUCUCGAAUAUAAUGGCUCAAAGACUCCCGAAGUCCGACUCCCUAAUCGAGGCGCUUCUUUUUAUUCUGGAGGAUAUGAAGGGCUAGGAAUGUUUAGUCCUGCACCUGCCCCUUCAUCUCAAUCUCACCUUUCUACUUCUCCUUUAUCUGUUCUUCCAGUUUCCUCCCUCACGCCUUCAUUGCCUCAUGUUUCUAGCUCCACUCAACCGUCAUGGUCCCAGUUUUCGUCACGACAAGAAGAUUCCUCAUGGAAGGUAAGAGUUCGUAUUGGCUGUAACAACUCACUUUCUCUUUUGCUAGUGCUUAUACUAACUUUUAAAACUCCGAUUGUUGAUAUUUCAUCAUAA
Messenger RNA from Protopolystoma xenopodis, 2022 nucleotides. The record is from the annotation of a GenBank genome assembly. NCBI's taxonomy places the organism in Eukaryota, Metazoa, Platyhelminthes, Monogenea, Polystomatidea, Polystomatidae.